GUUCCCCAUUACAGUCAUCUUUACACCAACGCUAGAAGGAGAGACGGCCUUCAACGUCAAAUGUGAUGUCACGAGGAAGACUAAGCCUCUCCGCCUGAACAUCAAGGCCACGGGCUAUAGAGCGAACGUGUCUGUCAGGUGUGAGGACGGCGACGGCCACGUCAUUGAACUCACUGCACAGAAGAUCAACGUCAUUGAUUUCAAGGAGGUACAUCUGAACGAGAACAUCAGGCGCACCUUCAGCAUCAGCAACAAGGGCAAGUUCAGCUGCGCCUUCUCCUGGUACCUGAGCGGCCCCGCAGCCUGUCUGCCGCUCCUCGCCAUCACCCCUCCGACGGGCACCAUAGAGGCAGAGGGCGAAGCCGAGGCCCAGCUGGCAUUCCACCCACAGAAGAUGUGCACGUUAAAGGACGUCAAGCUGACGCUGCAGAUCAACAAGGGUCCCACGUUUACCUGCGUGUUCCUGGCCACCGUGGUAGCGCCCGCUGUGCACUUCUCCACCACCAAACUCAACUUUGGACCCAGCUUCAUCUACCAGACUGGGAUGGUGCCUGCCCAGCAGACCCUUUACAUCACAAACAAGGCAGACAAGGAUGUGAGUUUGGACUGCCUGUUCACCAGCACCCUGCACCUGGAGGUGCACUUGCCAAGCCGCGUCCUGCGGCCAGGAAGGACGAUGGAGGUGCCCGUCACUUUCUGUCCCAGAGAAGUCACAUCUUAUCACGAGCUCGUCCCGUUUGAAAUCAACGGUCUUUGCCGGCAGACUGUUGAGGUCCAAGGAAGGGGCAUGGAAAUGAAGGUUGAUGUCGUAGAACCACAAGGAAAAGUGGUGGCGCUGGGAGCCCUCUCCAUCGGGCAGACGGUGAAGAAGACUGUCACCAUAGUAAACAACAGCACCGCCCCUGUCCGUUUUAAGCUCAGUCUCAUCUCCACCAUCCCAGAGCUGCAAGAAGCUGGGGUUCUCUCCUUGAACCCCACCAAAGAAAUACGUCUAAAGGCCGAAGGAGGUACCUGUAAAGUGGAGGUGACCUUCUCUCCAAAAUGCCGCAUCCAGCCGUUCACCGAAGAAGUGAUGCUGCAGUGCCGUGGCCUGGUGCGCUCCCUCUUCGUGGUGCGGGGCUCCUGCCGGGGCAUCCAUGUCAGCUUGGACCAGGAACACCUCAGCUUUGGAGCAGUGCUGCAGAAGAGCUACGCAUGCCGGCGCAUCAUCAUGCAGAACAUGGGCGACAUAAGAGUCAAGUUUAAGUGGGACAUCGAGAGCUUCAAGCCGGAUUUCUCCAUCAGCCCCACGAAGGGUGACAUCUCCCCAGGAAUGAAUGUCCCCUUGCUUGUGACCUUCCAUCCCUCUAAGCCGAGCGAUGCCAUCCAGUACGACGGCCUGCAGUGCUUCAUCGCGGGCAGGGAGCCGCUCCGCCUUACUCUGGCAGGAUCCUGCACGGAGACCCCUCUGAUCAAAGAGACGCUGACUUUCAAGGGCAACGUGCGUGAGGAGCUCAGCCAGGUGGUCCUCCUGUCCAACCCAAGCAACGAGGCCUGGACUGUGAGAGCGGUCAUUGAGGGGGAGCACUGGAAAGGGCCUGAACUUUUCCAUCUAGACGCCAAUCAACAAAACAAGCCCUACAAGAUAACCUACAAACCGCUGACCACAAGCUCCGAGAAAAAGAAGCAUGAGGGCUCCAUCUUCUUCCCAUUGCCAGACGGAACAGGAUUGUACUACGUCCUGCAAGGGACUGCUGAGACCCCAAAGUGUUCAGGGACCGUUUCCCGGCAGGUCCCAUGCAGGACUUCCUACACUGAGCUCAUCCCUGUUUCCAACUGGCUGAACAAACCACAGAGGUUCCUCGUGGUAGUGGACAUGCUCAAACCAGAAAAGCUGGAAAGCAGUUCUGUGCUGCGAGGGCCAGAAUACAUCGACGUGCCAGGUUCCACCACGAAGGACUAUGAGCUCACGUUCCAGUCCUACAAGGAAGGAGUCUUUAACGCAAUGGUGACCUUCCUCAACGAGGUGACCAAGGAGUAUUUAUUCUACAUGGUGACUUUCAAGGCCACCGCUUCGGGACCCAUCAGUACUGUAGAAUUGACCACCGCUGUUCGGCAGAGAGUGUCUUCCACCAUCAAGGUGGACAACCCUCUGCGUGUCCCGGUGACGUUUACGGUGGAUUGCAAAGUGCCCGACAUCAGCGUUCCAUCACGUUUCACUGUUCCUGCACAGUCGGAG
This is a messenger RNA of Tauraco erythrolophus (red-crested turaco), 2218 nucleotides long. NCBI's taxonomy places the organism in Eukaryota, Metazoa, Chordata, Aves, Musophagiformes, Musophagidae. The record is from RefSeq and is a predicted model, not a curated record.